AUGUUGCUUCAAUUCCUUGGUGUCAUUGUGAUGACGGAGGUAUUGUUCAUGCUCGCUGAUGCAUCUCAACUUCGUCUAGUGGGAGGCAAAACAAGAAGUCAGGGACGUCUUGAGAUCUUCCUCAAUGGUGAAUGGGGUACAGUGUGUGAUGACGUGUGGGAACUAGAAGACGCCCAGGUCGCCUGCAGGCAGCUCGGCUUUCCUGGCGCUUCCGAGGCUACCCAAGGAGGCUAUUUUGCUCAUGGAACGGGGCAAAUACAUCUGGACGAUGUCGCUUGUGCUGGGUAUGAAAGUGACCUGGAUUCCUGUCAGCAUAGAGGAAUCGGAAGUCAUAACUGUGGGCACAGUGAAGAUGCAGGAGUCAUUUGCAAUCCUCGAGUUCGUUUGGUAGGUGGUACCAAUUCUAUGGAAGGUCGCGUGGAAGUGAUCUGGAAUGGUGCCUGGGGGACGGUCUGUGAUGACUACUGGGACCUGGACGACGCAACAGUUAUCUGCCGGGAGCUGGGUUACGUAGGGGCAAGGGAGGCUCCCGGAUCGGCUACAUUUGGUGGGGGAGAUGGGCUUGACAUUCUGCUAGAUGAUGUCGCCUGUACUGGUCACGAAGAGACGGUGUUCGAUUGCCAACACAGGGGAUUGGGGAUUGAAAACUGUGGUCAUAGUGAGGACGCCGGAGUUCGUUGUGUCGAUCUACGUCUGGUUAGCGGUAGCACCAGUAACGAAGGCAGACUUGAAGUUCACCUGAACGGUGAAUGGGGCACGGUGUGUGAUGACUUCUGGGACCUAGAUGACGCCCGGGUAGCUUGCAGGCAGCUGGGCUUCCCUGACGCUACCGAUGCUACUCAAGGAGGGUCAUCAUUUGGAAUUGGAAGCGGCUCAAUUCUCCUCGACAAUGUUGAGUGCACCGGUCUCGAGAAUAACCUGCUGAGUUGUCAGCAAAAUGAGAUUGGUGACCACAAUUGUGGUCACAGCGAAGAUGCAGGGGUCGUUUGUAACAUGGGCAUUCUCCGUCUUGUUGGCAAUCAUAGCGUUGCAGAGGGCCGACUGGAGAUUUUUCUGAAUGGUGAAUGGGGCACAGUCUGUGAUGACUCCUGGGGACUAGAGGACGCCAAGGUGGCUUGCAGGCAGCUGGGCUUCCCCGGUGCCGCCGAGGCUACACCAGGAGGGUCUUAUGGAAGUGGAAGCGGACCCAUUCUUCUUGACGAUGUCAUGUGUUCUGGAUUUGAACUUCAGUUGCCCUCUUGUUCGCAUAAUGGAAUUGGAGUCAAUGACUGUGGUCACAGCGAAGACGCAGGUGUCAUUUGUCAACCUCGAGUUCGUUUGGUAGGUGGUUCUAGUCCCAACGAAGGCCGUCUGGAGGUGUAUGGGAAUGGUGCCUGGGGAACGGUCUGCGAUGAUGGCUGGGAUCUAACCGAUGCAAAUGUCGUUUGCCGGCAAUUAGGCUACGAGAGAGCAACGGAAGCAUUGGGAAGAGCAGCCUUCGGUCAGGGUGACGGGCAGGAGAUACUUCUGUCUUCUCUUAACUGCGUCGGUAGCGAGCAAACAGUGUUAGAUUGCGAGCACCCAGGACUUGGGAGUCACUCUUGCGGGCAUGGCGAGGAUGCUGGGGUCCGAUGUGGUAAGCUAAAUAUAAACCGGAGAGCGACGGUAUAGAGAAGUGUCCUCGCAUUUUAAAUUGUUAACCGAAUUACAAUUGUAUUCUGUUUUAUCCCUGUUUAUAAAGCCGAUGGCUGUAUGCUCACUGUCAGCGCAUCCGAUGUCCUCAUGGUGGUAUCUAGUUAUCAGUCUGUAUACCUUCCUGGUGACGCAAUUGAGUAUGCCUGCCCCGACGGAUAUCACAUCAGCGGGUCUGCUUCACGGUUCUGUCAGUCUAACUUAACAUGGUCUGGACAGCCAGCUGAAUGCAUUACAGACUCGUGUGUCGCUGGACCUUGUGUGAACGGGGGUACGUGCACUAGUGCACCCGGCGAGUACACUUGCCUAUGCCCUGCAGGGUACGACGGGAUGACGUGUGAAAAUGUUGCCAACUGCGAGCUGAUCUUCAACUCAUCCGAUGUCCCCAUCGUGGUGUCCGGCAAUCGGACUGUGUACCUUCCUGGUGACUCAGUCGAAUAUGCCUGCCCUGACGGAUAUCACCUCAGCGGGUCCACUACAAGACAUUGUCGAUCAGACUUCACGUGGUCUUCCCCGGUUGCCGUAUGCAAUCAAGGUAAAGAUUUCAAAUAA
Molecule: messenger RNA, 2223 nt
Organism: Patiria miniata (bat star)
Lineage: Eukaryota; Metazoa; Echinodermata; Asteroidea; Valvatida; Asterinidae
Product: deleted in malignant brain tumors 1 protein-like
Exons: 8
Cellular component (GO): membrane
Molecular function (GO): calcium ion binding
Source: RefSeq, a predicted model, not a curated record